GCCGCCAUGGGAGGGGAACCAUACCUCAGAUCUUGUGUUGUCUUCUGAGACUUCUGCAGAAGUUGUCCCGACGAUUCUUCCUCUAAGCAUUCUUCUCCUCCAAUCCCCAGGGUUUCUUUGUCAGAUCUGGAAGCGAAAAUGGAUGAUCCUCAAAUUGAAAACCAGAUCUCAGAUCUGUCUGCAGGAAGAACAAAACGGAGAAGAAAGAAACCUGGUGAUAAAAGUGCUUGUGGUCAGGCAAAGGUACCUAAAAUUGCACAUCAUUCUCAGCAGCAAGAAUACAUGGAGAUUGCAGAUAGAAGUCAUGACAACAAGGAAUCUAAAAUUGCACAUCAUUCUGAACAGCAAGAAUAUUUAGAGAUUGCAGACAGAAGUCAUGGCGACAAGGUGCUCAAAAAUUUGAAUCAGGGCAACACACAGAUGCAGCCAAAUAUACGAUCGUUCAAUGAGAUUUCUGAGGAAUCAGAUUUGUUCAUUCUAGGAAAGCAAAAUUUGAAUACAAGCAAUAUCAUGCUAGUACCACCAGGAGCAGGACAAUCUUACACAGAGCUAAUGCAACAAAUGACAGUAAUGAGUCAUCUACAAAGCGACAACAUGGCAAUACCUAUAACAAGUUUCACAUCAUUCUUGACUGCUGGCAUAAGCUCUGAGGAAUGUUGUAUUACUGCAAUAAAAAAUUUUAAAAUUGUUAGAAAUUAACUUACAUACAUUACUCAAAAGAAUUUGACAAAAAAAACUUAAGUUUCAACAUCAAUCAGCAGAACCAAGUGCGAGCAACAACAAUGGGCAACAACUAAUGAUUGGUUACAAUAUUCUUUACCUUUGGACCAAGAGCAUGAAGAUGACGAUGAAGGUAACAAUGAUGAAGAAGCAAAUAACAGUGAAAGUGAAUCUGAUGGUGAGCAUGAAGAUGAUGAUGAAGGUAACAAUGAAGGUGAAGCAAAUCGCAAUGAGACUGAAUCUGAUGGUGAGCAUGAAUUUGACUGCAACAGUGAUGAGAAUGGAAGUUAUGCAAAUGAAGAUUACACAGAGUGCAAUAGUGAUCAAAAUGAAACUGAUGCAGAGGAAGAAUACAUGGAAGAAAAUACAUUAUCGUCUGAUCAGUUGCUUGAGGAUCAACAACACUCAAAACUGCAACAGUUGGAACAAAGUUGGAAUCAUGACGAUUCAGUGUUUGAGGGACAAAUGAUGACAACUGAUCAACAAGUAAGAGCAGCGAGCUCUGAAACAGCUUUGCAAGGCUUUGAUUAUGCAGAAACAACUGAUACAGAUGGCACUAGUGGAAGCGAUGAUUCAGAGUUUGAAAAAGAACAAUAA
Triticum aestivum (bread wheat) is the source of this 1317-nucleotide messenger RNA. RefSeq lists its product as uncharacterized. The record is from RefSeq and is a predicted model, not a curated record. Bases 139 to 699 code for a protein of 186 amino acids. The transcript is spliced from 5 exons. NCBI's taxonomy places the organism in Eukaryota, Viridiplantae, Streptophyta, Magnoliopsida, Poales, Poaceae.